Wasmannia auropunctata (little fire ant) is the source of this 543-nucleotide messenger RNA. RefSeq lists its product as uncharacterized. Lineage: Eukaryota; Metazoa; Arthropoda; Insecta; Hymenoptera; Formicidae. The transcript is spliced from 2 exons. Bases 1 to 543 code for a protein of 180 amino acids. The record is from RefSeq and is a predicted model, not a curated record.
AUGGCCGAAGAAGGUCAACGUCUGAUCAAUCUUGUUCAAGAAACCGGCUUUAGGACAGCACCACGAGCAUUAGCAGAAGCUAAUUUAAAUUGCUCUGUAUUUACCCGAGUUUUUCGUCAAUCUGAGGUAGCAAAUUAUUUAAAUGACGAAGAGAAAUUCCCAGCCGACAGUCAUAUAUUGGGAGAUGCAGCAUAUGAAAUUCACCAACAUUUAUUGACUCCCUUUAGAGACAACGGACACCUAACAACGGUACAGAAGAAUUAUAAUUAUCGUCAGUCAGUAGCCAGAGUGACAGUCGAAAGAUGUAUCGGUCUUUUAAAAGGACGUAUGAGAAGUUUAUUACAUUGUCUGCCUAUGACAAGAGUGGACUUAAUGGCGGAAUAUGUGGUAGCGUGUUGUGUGAUCUACAAUAUCUGCACGUUAAGUGAAAUUGAAGUCAUUACUGUCCCAACUCCACCAGAACGUGCCAGAAAUAUUUUGCAAGAAAGACAAAAUGGCAGAAUUGCCAAAAGAAAUUUAAUUAUGAACACAUUAAGAGUAUAA